Molecule: messenger RNA, 1352 nt
Organism: Labeo rohita (rohu)
Lineage: Eukaryota; Metazoa; Chordata; Actinopteri; Cypriniformes; Cyprinidae
Gene: cyria
Product: family with sequence similarity 49 member A
Biological process (GO): regulation of actin filament polymerization
Molecular function (GO): small GTPase binding
Source: RefSeq, a predicted model, not a curated record
CGCUGUGUUCACGCGGCUGGCUCUUUGGCUGUAAUAUCUCGUACUCUCUCGUACACAGUUGACUGAGUCAAACUGAAGUAGGAAAGCGAAGGUGGAGCUGGCCGGGGGUUGACUCCGUAGAGUUGACAGUGAAGUAAAAUCCCUGGAAAAACUGUAUUUGCGGAAUCUACUGAAUCAAGAACAAGUGGAUGAUCUAAAAGGAAGCAUACGUUCUCCUCCAGAAAAGGUUUCGCUGGAAUGGGUAAUCUUCUAAAAGUCCUUACAAGGGAAAUAGAGAACUAUCCACAUUUUUUCCUGGACUUUGAAAACGCACAGCCAACAGACUGUGAGAGAGCGGUGUGGAACCAGGUGAAUGCUGUUCUCCAGGAGUCAGAGAGCAUCCUCUCCGGCCUGCAAGCCUACAAGGGGGCGGGCCAGGAAAUACGAGAUGCAAUACAGAAUCCUAAUGACAUGCUCCUUCAGGAGAGAGCGUGGAACUCUGUGUGUCCCCUCGUCAUCCGCCUAAAGAAGUUCUAUGCUUUUUCAUUGAAACUAGAGCAAGCACUGCAGAGCCUUUUGGAGUCUCUGACGUGUCCGCCUUACACUCCCACUCAGCACCUGGAGAGGGAGCAGGCCCUCGCUAAACAGUUUGCUGAAAUCCUGCAUUUUACUCUCCGCUUUGAUGAGCUUAAGAUGAGGAUUCCAGCUAUCCAGAAUGACUUUAGCUACUACAGAAGAACAAUCAGUCGAAACAGAUUAAACAACAUGAAUCUUGAUAUUGAAAAUGAGGUCAAUAAUGAAAUGGCAAAUAGAAUGUCUCUGUUCUAUGCUGAAGCAACGCCUAUGCUGAAGACCCUAAGCACAGCAACAACAAACUUUGUGACAGAGAAUAAGACAUUACCUCUUGAGAACACCACAGACUGCCUGAGCACUAUGGCAAGUGUAUGCAAGGUCAUGCUGGAGACACCAGAAUACACAAGUCGAUUCAACAGUGAAGACACGCUUCUGUUUUGUAUGAGGGUGAUGGUUGGGGUUAUUAUCCUCUACGACCAUGUGCAUCCAAACGGUGCCUUCAACAAAUCCUCAAAAAUUGAUAUGAAAGGAUGCAUUAAAGUCUUAAAAGAUCAGCCCGCAGAUAAUGUUGAAGGUCUCCUUAAUGCCCUCAAGUUUACCACAAAACACCUGAAUGAUGAGUCCACUCCAAAAAAUAUCAGAACAAUGCUCCAGUAAUGGUUUUAAGUGAAGCGGGUCAAUAUCCUGACCUCAAAAGAUGUAUAUGUUUACAUUUAUUUAAGGACUUGAUGUUAAUACUUGGGUGUAUUUACAUAAUCAUUCCCUCCAAGUCACUGCAAUGUAGAGAAAGCAGACCUUUA